Culex pipiens pallens (northern house mosquito) is the source of this 1454-nucleotide messenger RNA. RefSeq lists its product as uncharacterized. The transcript is spliced from 2 exons. Gene Ontology annotation, molecular function: zinc ion binding; nucleic acid binding. Lineage: Eukaryota; Metazoa; Arthropoda; Insecta; Diptera; Culicidae. The coding region runs from base 122 to 1213 and encodes 363 amino acids. The record is from RefSeq and is a predicted model, not a curated record.
GAUGUCGGGGAGAAAAGAUGAGAAGCUCGCGGCGUGCGGAUGUGGCUUGGGUUUUUGACCGACGGGAAGCGGAAAUUUAGAGGCCGGAACGGAUCUUACAUUGGCGACGAAGGAUAAAAAGAUGAGUGAUGCGCGCCCGCUACCACAGUUCCGCUGUGAUGACAUCGAAAAGAGCAAACUUCACAAGGAAUGGGAAGCCUGGAAAGGCUCUCUGGAAUGCUACUUUGAGUCGGAAGACAUAAUAGACCAGAAGAAGAUGCGCUCCAAGCUGCUGCAUUUGGGUGGUCCUCAGCUACAAAUGCUGUUCAAGUCCUUGCCGGAUAGCGAAAAGUAUGCCUUCGUCACUCCCGAAAAACAAUACUACGACGUGGCGAUUGCAGCAUUUGACAAGUUCUUUCGUCCGGGUCACCAGGAUGUGCUGGAGAGGCAUAAACUGCGGCACAUGAAGCAGAAACCUAAUGAAAGAUUUGCUGAGUUCGUAGUGCGCCUCAGGCAGCAAGCGCUCGAGUGCGGGGUAGACAAAUACACCGCCAAGUUCCGCAAGAUAUUAACAGAUAUCAUGCUGAUCGACGCGAUUGCAGAAGGUUGCCAGUCGGACGAAUUGCGGCGAAGGAUAUUGCAGAAGGACCGAACGCUGGACGAGAUUGAGGAAAUUGGGACGUCACUGGAAGAAGUUGACCGUCAUGUCAAGGAUUUUGGAUCUUCUCGAGAAGCGAUGGUGUCUGCUAACCAGAUCAGACAUGAUGGUCCUAGUAAGAUGGCCUACAACAGAACCAACCAGGAUACCCAAAACAGGUCCCAAAUCCAUACAAGAGAUCUCUCAGCGGGAAAUGCUUCAUCUCGAUCUCGUUUCCAAGCCGAAGCCCAGAACGCAAGAGCAGUGCGGUGCUUUAAAUGCGGACGUCUGGGUCAUUUCUCGUUCGAUCCUGAGUGUCCUGCGGUCAAGGCGACCUGCCCGAUUUGCAAGAAAGUUGGCCAUUUCAAAGAGCAGUGCCGGCAAAGAAAGCCAUACGCGGGGGAACGAGAUCGAUCUGGGCCAGCAAUGAAAAUUCGCGCCGUGCAAGAGACUGUAAAACCGGAUGUUAAGGAUGAGAUCUGCGCGAACGAUUGCAAUCAAGAAGGGGAGGAACGCAAAACAUACUAUGCCUUCUAUUCAGGAUGCGAGGCAAAUCUGAUUCGAUGCCAAGGGGCAGGAAACUCCAAGUAUAAUUAGUUAAUUUAAGUAUACUUACGUUAUUUUAAUAUACUUGUUAGUAUACUAACGAAAUUCGAAUCACGAGACCACCUUAACUUUACGCUUCUUGGCUUUGACAGUUCGUUUCGUUCGUUUGCUUGCCUGUGAUUAUGUUUACGUUGAGCACGAGGCUGAGCAUUAAAAUUGUCAAUAGGUGACAGUUUUUAGGUUUAAUCACAGUUUUAAAGCUGAAAAAUGAACAAAAACGACAGGGUUCACA